Molecule: messenger RNA, 1689 nt
Organism: Blumeria graminis f. sp. triticale
Lineage: Eukaryota; Fungi; Ascomycota; Leotiomycetes; Helotiales; Erysiphaceae
Source: the annotation of a GenBank genome assembly
AUGCGCCCGCAAGCUCCGGCAAGACAAAUUAGGAUACGAAAGCUUGCGAAACACACGCAACAACCAGUUCUACGAGAGGAUCAAUUCGAAUCUACUGAGUACUGCUCUCUACAAAACCAGUAUGUUGUCGAAACUGGUGUAGAGAAAAGUGAAGAAAAGGAGUAUCAUUUACAGGCAGCAUUAGCAGCUACCUCUGGCGCUAGUGAUAAGGAUGCGGAGAAAGAAAUCCCAGCGCCCCCAGCCCAAGAGAGUAGCAACAUUGACUACGAUGGUUUAUACUCACUGACAUUUGAGAAACCCGCCACCUAUAUUCGCUUCUCUCAAACUGUAGAAGACUGUACAGGGUCCCAAUAUAACAUGACUACCGAGGACGAUAUCUUCCUCACAGCUUAUAACCAAGAUAAAUCAGUUAAGUGCUCGGAAGAUGAUUUUGAGAAAAUCAUGGAAAUAUUUGAAGAAUCUUCAGAAAUCCAAGCUCCACAUGGGUUUGUAGACGGAUUUGUGGUAUCAUUCGAAAACAUGAAUGUCUCUCUCCAACAACAAGUGGAUGGUAGGAUUUCAAUAUUUGCCAAAGAUGUCUAUGAGCAUUGGAAGAUUCGUAAGCAUGAAAAUGGGAAUUAUCCUCUCCAACCGACUUUAAAGUUUGAAAGGAAUCAGGAAAAAGACGAUGGUGAUCCUUAUGUAUGUUUUCGCCGGCGUGACGCGAGGCAGACAAGAAAAACUCGAGCUCGAGACUUGCAAAGUACAGACAAGCUUAGAAAAUUAAGGAAAGAGUUAGAGGAUGGUCGGAAUCUGAUAGAGAUGGCGUAUCGCCGAGAAUUAUUAAAGCGCGACUUACUUGAUGUCGAAAGUGGUGUCUUUGAAAAGCGUCUUAAGGUUAAAGAAGCGAAAGUUCAAUUAGGCGUUAAAGGUGAUGACCAAGAUUUGGUUAACGAGAGGCCAAUGCGACGCAGGGAUCAAAGUGCCCUGCGCAAUCCUAGCGGCCCGACGCAACUUCGUUUAGGUAGAUCAGAAGGUCGGCCUGUUGAAGCCGAUCUUAUACAACUCAGUGACGAACAAGAGAAAAAAGUGAACAGGCUUCGGGCAGAGAUAGAAGAGAAGGCUAAACUGCACCGCAGUUGGAAUCAAUCUCAUGUUGAUCUAACUAGAGAACCUUUGUCGCCUUUACCUGGACAGGGUUCGGAGGCUGGGUUCCGCACUGUGACAGCCCAGUAUCAGCUGAUGACACCCCCAUCAUCUGUGAUUCUUGAACCCUUCGACCGAGGAUCUCCGUCCAGAGAAGACGAGGAUAAGAAUGAGUCAUUUAACUUCAAUGUUAGUUCACCACUUGGAGCUGAUGAGGAACAUUGGCAUCCCGCAUACCGCAGAAGGAUUGGACGUGGUGGCCGCCUUUGGAUCGAUCGUAGAGGUAUCUCAUCUCCUGUUAUAACCACUAAUCCAGUGAUACUGGACCGUUGGAAAUACGACCGUGAAGAUGAUGACGAACAACUCAUCUAUGAUAUGGAUCCGUAUUCAACAUCCUCAAUGAAGUUUCGGGCUACUAUUCCUUUUCCGACUUAUCUUUUUUCCCAGCGAGCUCGGCUUGAAGACCGGAAAUCGACGCAUGGAAAGUCUGCAGGUGUCAACCAGGCACAAAACCGCACCAACACAGAAAGUUUGCCUAAAAUCACUCAACCACAGGCUAAAUAA